This is a messenger RNA of Plasmodium yoelii, 996 nucleotides long. RefSeq names its product tubulin binding cofactor c, putative. Gene Ontology annotation, biological process: tubulin complex assembly; post-chaperonin tubulin folding pathway. The record is from RefSeq and is a predicted model, not a curated record. NCBI's taxonomy places the organism in Eukaryota, Apicomplexa, Aconoidasida, Haemosporida, Plasmodiidae. The coding region runs from base 1 to 996 and encodes 331 amino acids. Gene Ontology annotation, cellular component: cytoplasm. The transcript has 9 exons.
AUGAAUGGAAAAUUAACAAAAGAUGAUUGUGAUCAUUUAGUUCAUAAUAAGUUAAAAGAGAUUAAAAAUAAAGUUGGAGAUUUGAAAAAUGACAAAUUUAAUAUCAGCAAGUUACAUGAAAUUAAUGAAUUAUAUUCUGAAUGUAUCAAAUUAAAAGAAAAUAUCUCAAACGCAUAUUUCCAGCUCCUUAGGCACAGUUCGAUCAUUGUUUACGAUAAGAAAAUAAAAGAAAUAACAAAAGAGCUGGAUAAUUUAAAACAUGAAAUGAUUAAAAAUGAAAAUAAGAUAGAAUGUCAAAAUGUUAAUAAAAAUUUCGAUGAUAAUUUUUUUAUUCCAAAAAAUGAUUAUGUUAGUGAAGAUCCUGAACAUAAUGAGAUAAUAGACAUGCAAUUCGAUCUAAAUAAACAUAAUUUAUCUUUCCAAAAUGAUAAAAAUAUAAAAAUAAUAAGAGGAAUAGGCGAAGGCACUUAUUCGAGUUUGCUAAUAAAUAAUAUGAAUAAUUGUGAAAUUAUAAUCCUUGAUAUAUUAAGUUCUGUUUUUAUACAAAAUAUAUCAAAUUGCACUAUUUGGACCCCAGCAGUUGAGUCAUCUUUAUUAAUUUAUGAUUGUGUUGAUUGUAAUAUUUUGGUAAAUUCUAAGCAGAUAAGGAUACAUAAUACUGUUAAUACAAAUUUUUACAUAAAUUCGAUGAGCUCUCCUAUAAUUGAAAGCUCAGAAAAGCUGUUUUUUUUUCCUUAUAAUUUAAAUUUUGAUGAAUUACCAAAUUUAUUAGAAAAAAUAAAUAUAAAUAGAACUUCGAACAAAUGGAAACAAGUUUUAGAUUUUAGUUGGCAAAAUAGUCAAGACCCAUCCCCAAACUUCAGCAUUUCAAACGAAACACAAAUAUAUCAAGUAAAAUUAAAAAAAAAGGAAAAUGAUGAAUAUAAUCAAGAACAUGAAAUAAAUAAUAAAUAUAUUAUAGAAAAUUUUCCAUUAUUUUUAAAAAAAUUAGACUAA